AUGAAGUUGAUAACGGCGGGAAUUGUCUUUUUGACAGUGCUCAAAACUGUAGUAUGCCUGUCAGUUUCUUUACAGUCCGCUAGUGUUUCUGAGAGGUUUAAAAUAUGGACGAUUGCUCAACACCUAUUUCGAGGUGAUAAAAAAGGUAUCCUGGCAACAGUAUACCCACUAGUAAUGCAGUUGGAUGAGGACUUAGAGGAUACACCUGUUGCGAAUCUUUGUGAAGUGGUUAGUGCUCGUUUGUCCGAACUGGGGGAGCUAGACUUAGCCUCGUUGAUGCCGCUGUAUUGUCAAUGGUACCCAAUGGGACUUCCUUUUCCCAGUAGCUACGACCAUUUAAAGAGUGAAACAUAUUUUGUGUUGAAUAAUAAAAGGUAUGACCACUCUGACGAUGUAUUCUACUUGAAAUCUGGAGAGUUGAAGAAACAGGCCCAGAUGCCAGAUGAGGCAGUGGUGGCGGUUAACGACGUGAUCAUUGGCAAUAAUCCAGAGGCCCCUAUAGUGUAUUUCUAUGGAUGCCCAGAUGAUGACGAAGCCACUUUUGAAGAAUUCAACAGAAAUUUGUAUUCUGAAGCUACGGAGACCGGUAAACUGAGAUUUAUAUGGAGGUCUACCUGCCAUGUAAGGAAUGAUACAGAGAUUGGGCCCUUCCCAGUGGAACUGAGUAUUCGCGAUGGGAAAAGUAAUAUUGAUGUUUUACCGAUAGAUCAUCUAGGGGUUCCUCAUCAAUUUGACAAAUCGAAAUAUGGCCUAAUUAACCCUACAACGAAUCAGUUAAGCGAUCUUGAUCUAAAAGUGGCUCACUUAAUUGCACAGAAGUACAACUCCAGCAAAGACUUUAACUCUACGCUGGACUAUGCAAGAGGGAUUAUCAACAAUUUUCCGCUGUUGGUUCCUGAAUUAAUCACCAUGAAGAACAAUACAGAGGCUAUUAUGGACAGUAAUACAAAUCUGACCGAAUCUGGUGUGGAUCAUAAAUUGCUUGGACUUUUCAUCAACGGUGAAAAUUGGAGAUUCUCCUCACUUGACCAAUAUACAUUGCUUAAUGCCCUAGAAUCAGAGUAUCGCAGAUUGAAACAGCUAUUAUCGGGUCUGGUUAAAAUGUACUCAAAAUCAACUUUGGUAACUGCCAAAGAUCUCAUAACAAAGUUUUCACAAAUCUCUAUCCCCAAUUUACAGCAAUCGCAACCUAUCAAGGUAGAUCUGCAUAGAAUUUCCGGGUUCUCUGAAAGUGUCAUAUAUUUCAACGAUAUCGAAAUAGACGACCAGUACAGAGAACUCACAACUGAUAUUAACAAAUUCUUUGAAAAAUCUAAAUUUGGUGAAAUACCGGAAUAUAGACACAACUGGAACGAGUUGAUCUUCGUGAUCGAUUUCAACAAUUUGGAAGAUCCGGAUACUAAAUUAGCUCUAGAUGGUCUCAAACGUGCAAUUGGUGUUAUCACUCAAGGUUACCCCCAAAGAAUAGGAUUAUUGCCGCUCAACACCGGAGCUUCUGAUGACAUUAUUAGAAAAAUCUACGAAUUGAAAGACAGAGAUUUGUUGGAAUUAGAAGAUUUCUUGGGAAAUGAAUUAAUUAGAGGUCGUACAAUUUCCUCUGAUUAUACCAAUACACCAGGAGUUGCUAAACUUCUAAGAAACCUUCAAAUUAAUGAAACAUCGAUUAUUAUCAAUGGGGAAAUCUAUCCUUUCAGAAAAAACACUUGGCAUUAUUUAAUUGCUAAGACUAUCAAGAAAGAUGUAGGCUACUUAAAAAGAGAGUUGAGAAAGUACAUUAGGCACGAUGGCGAAAAGGCGCAACCGAUCAUAGACGUGAGAGGGGUUCUACAUAUGAAGUCUUCCGAAACUAGACAUAUGAAAUACACGCCGGAUUAUUUUGCAGAUUCUACUUACACUACGUUGGAUAACUCGGCUUUACAAGUAUGGGAUGAAAGAAUUUUAGAAUAUGUUAAAGGCAAGGAAUACAACCUGUUGCAUACUAUCACUCUUGUGGAUGACUUUAACACUUUACAGGCGUUAAAAAGGUUACACAAUUUAAUUGGAAUAAAGUUUGUUGGUGUUAAGUUCAGGAUAAUCCAUUCUGGAGCACUUGAAUCCAAUUGGAAGAUUUUAAAGAAGAUCUCAUCUAAACCAUCUUUCCUUAAAGAGUUGAAAUCGUUGAUCAAGAAAUCUGCUCGUGUAAUCUCCACCAAUGAGUUAAAUCGAAAUGUUCUACAAAGCUGGCUAGUCGACUUGAAACCUGAGUUUCUUUCCGCCAAGUCCUUUAUGCUAAUUAACGGAAGAUUUAUUCAUUUCGAGGAAAAUGAAAUCCCACAAAUCAAAUUGUUUGAAACAACUAUUAAAAGAGAAGCUCAACGAACCAUUGAUGCCUUGGAAGCAUUAGAAACAAUUCUACCUGGGGUAACAAGCAACAAAAUCGAUCCGGAAUUCAUGGAAAACAUUUCUGCAACUCUAACAAAAAUGUUCUAUCAGGGGACAGAGCUUUAUGGAAAUGGUCCAGUAUUCACGACCGAAAGCACGCUCUCAAGAUUUGACAUGUCUGAAAUUUUACAGGUAAACAAUUUUACCAUUUUUGAAAGCAGCAAUGACGGAGACAAACCUAUUGAUGUUGUUCUCGUCAUAGAUCCACUAGAGGAAAGGUCCCAAAGACUUCUUUCCCUAAUCACUGACAUACAACAGCUGCCUUUUCUCAAUGUAAAAAUUGUCAUUUACCCUACUGCAGAUCUCAAAUUUAUGCCUAUUGACAGAAUUUAUGUGCCCAAUUUCCCGGAUGAACUUGGCGGCAAAUUAACUGAUAUUGAAUCUAAAUUCGAUGUGGCAGUGGAGGUCCCGCGAAAUUUUGUGUUGAAUGAUAAUAAGAACGUUGGUGGAUACUUAGUUGAAGUUCAUGCCUUCGAUGAGAGACAGCCAGUAAGUGAAGGAAUAAUCGAUGGUUUGGGAAACGUAUGCCUAGAGCUAGUUGAUAGUACCGGAAAAUCCGUAGAUAAAACCGUUACUAUGAUGACAUUUGGAUAUGGUCAAUUUAUAGUUCCCAAACUAGGUUCCAAUUUCACAAUCAAGAGUUGUGAUCCUCGGUACAAGGUAGUUUCCUUCUCUUCAGAUGCUCGUGCCGAUUACAUGCCAAUGGAAUCUGUAAAUGUCACAAGUUUAAAUCCAGUGGUGACAUAUGUAAAAUUGCAAAAGGUAGAUGAAGUGGCCAAAAUUACAGUAGAAGAAAGUGUUAUCAAUAUUUUCACUAUUCCAAAAAACGAGCAUUCAUUUGAGCAGGAGUACCAAAAAAUGGUUUUGCACAUCCUACACAGCCCACAGCAUGGUUAUAUGGGCGUCAAAUUUUGGUUGUUAGAUCAGCCAUUUAUUUCUCAAUCCUUAAGAAAAUUUAUUGAUGUCAUCAAUUUAGAUCCAAAACUGGAUGGAAACAUCGAACUUGUGAAAUAUGAAUGGCCGCCAUGGUUAAGGCCUCAAAGGUUUUUGGAACGAAGAAUGGAUGCCUACAAAAUUCUAUUUCUCGACCUCUUAUUCCCACAAUCAGUUUCUCGAAUUAUCUACAUGGAUCCUUCAAUUUCCCAACUACCUGAUCCUUUCAAGUUAAACGAAAAGGUAAAGACCAAGUUACCCUUUGCAAUGUACAAAAUGGUCGGUCACGGCUACUGGGAAACUCAUUACUGGGCCCAACGUCUUGGCGAUCGAAAUUUGAAAUUCCAUUCUGUGCAUCCGGCAUUUGUGGUCAAUCUACAACAAUUGCGUGAAUAUAAUGGCGGUAACAAAUUAAGAAUUCAUUACCAAAGGUUAUCUGCAGACGUACUUUCCCUCGCAAAAAUUGAUCAGGAUCUAAUUAACGACGCUCAAGAAGAAGUACCAAUCCGCACCUUAAGCAGUUCUACAAUAGUAUUUCUGAAUACGAAGAACCAAAAUUCGGUUAACGCCUGGCUAACGAACUUUCAAAAACUAGCAGCUAAAGAGGAGACCGCUGGUUUCGCUACUGAUGAAAAUCCGGGGAUUAAACAAGAAGGUACUAGAGAAACAAUAGAUCUCAUGCACGAUGAGUUGUGA
Messenger RNA from Zygosaccharomyces rouxii, 4050 nucleotides. RefSeq names its product Kre5p (gene KRE5). The record is from RefSeq and is a predicted model, not a curated record. The coding region runs from base 1 to 4050 and encodes 1349 amino acids. NCBI's taxonomy places the organism in Eukaryota, Fungi, Ascomycota, Saccharomycetes, Saccharomycetales, Saccharomycetaceae. Gene Ontology annotation, cellular component: endoplasmic reticulum. Gene Ontology annotation, molecular function: UDP-glucose:glycoprotein glucosyltransferase activity. The transcript has a single exon.